CGGACGUUCGUAAGUGAUCUAGCAAUGGAGUGGGAAAGACGUCGACUGCUCGCCCUUUGUGGCAUAUUAUUAACGCUUUGCUUCAUGUACAUUUUCAAAUUUAGUGUUCUGUCUUCCUUGUUCAUAUGUAUAAUUCUAGGAGUUUCAAUGUUGGUGCUGAAUAUCGCCAGCAAAGCCAACAUUGGAGCGCAAAGAAAUAGGCCUAUUCAUGACAAACCUGACAAAAGUCGGGUCAAAGGUCAUCAAUGGACUGCAAGUGGGAAUGAUACUACCAUGACUACUGCCAGUGCCAGUCAUGCCAGUGAACAUUUCAAAAUCAGGAAGAGAGUUCUUCCAGUUAGUCCUACGCAAAGGACCAAUUCAACUUUGAAAGAAACAGAAUUCGUACAAAAAUCUGGGCUGAGUGGACGUGAUCUUGAAAGCUUUGGUCCAGUCUUAAAGUUGAAGGGCAACCAUGAUUUUGUGCCGAUGUCCCCUGAUGAACUCAAGACGUCCAAGACAUGGACACCACUGAUGACCACAGCCAGUGGACUCAUUUCGCCAGUUUUCUCCAGCGUGAACAAAGAUGCAAACUUGACCACAAGUCUUUUGCCGAGCACUAAGUCACCUUUGAUUUCACCUGUCAUGCCUGUGCAACAGGUGGAAAAUGCCAUUUUGAAAUCCUCACCGCAGCGCGUCAGGCCCAGCAGCAGAGCUCCAUUGCAAUCAGACCACAGCAGUAAAGCAAUCAUGUUUCCCCUGCCCAGCCGCCACUACCCGACGCACCAACCGGACUACGCUCAGACCAAGAUGGGCAUCUUGCCAGCCAGCUCCAUCUUCUUUAGAGACGGGCUGGCCGGUAGCUCGCUCAGCCCGCACAGAAAAGGGGGCGGAGUGAGAAUGCACAGUCCCGUCACUGUGAAGAUAGCGAGGCCGGACAACAGACGGUCAGCUAGUCCACUUUUCCGUCGACUGUCCGCGGAGCGCAGCAGUGGGAGCCCACUUCACCGAGACACCAUCAUCGCUGCGCUUCAAGAGAGAAGGAAGAGGCUGGCCGUAGAAGAGCAGGACGACAGCAGCAGUGUCGGGUCCUCAGUGGCAGGAGGCGUCUUUGCCAAACGCAGACGGUUAGAUGAUGGUUCACAAUGCAGCACCCCUAGCCUGGCUAGCUCAUCCAACUACUCCACCCUGGUCAACAGCGAUGCCCAAUCAGACAGCUCAGCUGAAGAACAAGCUCGGGUCAGAUUCAAAACGGCCUGGACAGGUGCGAGGGGUGUGCAGUCGAGGACCCCUCGUAACGCCAUAGACAGCUCCGUCAGCUCCAGUCGAAGAGCUGCAAUAGCUAAUCAAAUGAUGCGAAAGAGGGUGCUCCUGCUACCAGCUCAGCCAGAGAGCUCCCCUUCCAAGAAGACUCUUCUUCCCCACGACGCUGACCAGAUGGCAGAUGGUGCUGAUAAAGCCUACCAGCCUGCUGACGUGGAAACCAUGAACGGCACCCAGAUCGUAAAUCGGAUUGGGGAGUCGGACUCGGUUGCUGGAGAGGCCUCGUCCAAAGACGGGAGAAGCUCAUCAGAUGAGGGGACUCCGACCAAGGCAUCAGGGAAGAGCCUGACAGCGACAAGGCUGAAGACGCCCAAACUGAGGUCUCUAGGACGACAGAUGCUUCGGAAUUCCAGCCCUCCUGGGGAGUACACAGCAGCUGACCUCGAAGAGGACCGUCACCGAGCCAAGCAGCGAGUGAACUACAUCCUGGAAUCACUCAAAGAUGGCGAGGACGAAGAGGUGAAGAAUCUCCCCAGAGAGCCAUCCACUUCAGUGGGCCUGGUGGUACCACAGACACCGCAGGUCUCUUCCGAGCCAACAUCUACAGCCCCUACGUUGUCGUCCGAUAAGUUGUUCCAGCUGAGCAAGAUGAACACCUUGCCGGUAGCAGCUGUCCAGGCAGGCCAGCUGCUGCUGCCCAGCACCAAGACAGACACUGGUAGUGCGGGCAAAGAGCAACAGGUGCCAGCACAGAGAAGUAAUGCCCCAGCAGUGACAACUCAGCAGCAGACGGGAGUAACCCUGCACAAAGGGGUAACGUUCGGGACCCCGCUGACGCAAAGCUUAAGUGCAUCCCCGGCACAGGCCGCUCCAGCCGCAACGUCCUCUUCAGUGCUCGGAUUCACUGUGGUGGAUUCCUCCAAGACACUUGGAUCAUCUGGAGCGCCCCAGAAGGAUGCCAUUCUGAGGGGGAUUCUGGUCGGACCGAAUCAGGUCACGACAGCGAGUUCGGUCGGGUUUGGACUCGGAGCAGUCACAUCGACUGCGACUUCCAGUCCAGCGACUUUGGGAAAGCAGGGAGACACGGGCCAACCAGGCCUCGGACAGGCUGCCCCCAAAAAAACCCUUGAGGGACUUUUGAGUCAAGGGACCCCCGUUGGUGGGCUGUCUGCGGGAUCCGUUGCCUCACAGCUGCGACCAUCCGAAGGCAGUCUGGCACAGGCUUCAGCGGUCACUGCGUCACAGCAGGCCAGCACCACAAGCUCCUCGCCGUUCUCCCAGACCACCGCUGGCUCAAGUUUGGGAGCGACGACAGCUGCUCCAUCCAAGGCACCCUCCAUGGCUACAGUUAGGGCUGCGAGCUCGGGAUUCAGGUUUGGAGCUCCAGUGGUGGCUGCCACAUCCUCAGGACCUGCAUUUGGUUCAACUCUUCAGGGUGCAUUGACAGCCAGCCGGGCACCCUCAACCUUCCAGUUCGGAGCCCCGACGCAGAUCACCCAGAGCAGUGCUGGGUUCCAAGUGCCGUCAGCUACUCAAGCGGCCGUUACCACAACCAAUGCAAGUGGUACACAGUUCGGAACUACGUCAUUAAAAACAGAGGCUCAGGCCAGCACCCCGUUUGCGUUUGGGGCUACCCCAUCCACAACAGCCAAAACAACAGCCCCUGUGUUGUCAUUUGGUGGGGCAGCCAACAGUAUAGGACAGGUGGGAGCCACAUCUAUAGCAGCCUCGGGAGGGUUGUUCAACCCAACCUCGGCAGCUUCUGGUGGUGUGUUUGGGGUUGCCUCGACUGCUGCCGCCACCAACCCAAGUUUCACGCCUGCCUUUGGCCAGACAGCUUCAACCCAGCCCUCGUCAACCCCGGCUUUCAACUUCUCCGCUCAAUCCACCCAGAGCUCCAGCAUGGCCCCCACCGGCGGAUUUCAGUUCAAGCCGGCAUUUGGCGCUCCAGCCGGAACCAAGCCUACCCAGAGCCAGCAACAGCAGCCGGGCAAGCCAGCGUUUCUGUUCAGCAGCAGUAGUAGUAUGACAGGCCAGCCUGCCGGUGCUGCAGUCCCCACCGGCAGCUUCACGUUCAAUUCAAGGCCCGCCGCCACCACCAGCUCAUCGGUGUUUGGAGCAGGUGCGACAGUGGCAGCAUCUCCAUUCCAGACGGCCACCUCUGGCGCAACAGGCGGGAUAUUUGGACAGCAGCCCACCACCCAAACCCCCUCCUUUGGCACAGCCACAGCCCAGCCAAUGAACACUUUCGGAGGUCCCACACCAAGGCAGAACGUAUUCGGGGGUCAAUCCACAGUGCCUGCUCCCGGUACAGUGGGGUUCAACUUUGUCACCCCAGCUGCCUCGCAGACAAAUCAGCCAAGCUUCAAUUUUGGACAAGCAGCUAGCCAGCCAGGUGGCGGCAGCGUGUAUCAGUUUGGCCAACACGCCAGCAGUGGUCAGCAAGCUAACCCAUCAGUGGGUGGGUUCGGGACACCCAGCAAUCCUCAGCCAUUUUCGUUUGGUGCAGGCGCGGCUGGUGGUUUUGGCACGCCAGCUCCUUCGGCCGCCCCAAGCUUUGGAGGUGUCACCCCGGCCAACAGUGGCGGCUUCACCCUGGGCAGCACAGGGUCUGCUGGAAACCAGAGGAGGAUCAGCAGAUUGAGCCGGCAGGCAAGGCAGAACAGGCGACGAUAAAUUGAAAAAAAAAAAAAAUUGCAUAAAGCAAAAUCCAAGAAAAAGUAAUACAUCUCUUAAUAGCAGUUUUGUUACAUCUGAAGUUUCCUCUCUCUAAAAGUGGGUCCAGAAUCACUUUUCUUUGGAGGGGGGGAUUCUUUUGUGGCCCAAAAACUGGAAACAAUAAUGCAACUUUUGGAGGGUUUUACACUUUUUUGAGAAUGCAAAGAAGUGAAAUUGUCCAAUUCUUGACAUUUGAAAAACUGGCUUCUUCUUUCGGGGAGUGUCCCCUAUUAGCGCCUCCCCCAUUGGCCAGUGCCUCUCAAAACACCCUAAAACUAAUUGGUGACGCCCCUUGCCAAAGCAAGACAUUGCUCAGCUAGUCAAGAGAGUUUAGCCUUCUAGACGUUGUUUUGCUGGCAUCAGGUGAAUGCCGUUUUUGACUGGUAACUGGUUCGGCCAUAGGGAAUAACUUUCUGAAAAUUCCAAACGCCGCAAGAUUUGGGGAUAAAAAUUUAUUUGAUUUUUGAUACACCGAGUUUGUUCGUUUCAAGUCAUCAGUUCAGGGUGUAAACAUUUUUGUAAAGAAAGCAUGUACAUGUAUGAUAUACAGAUAGUAAGAUGCGAGUGGCUAGUAAGCUAGAGUUGUGUACAUUCACAGUUUUUCCUUUCGUAAAUGUUUGUGUUGCAAACAUCACGUAAAUAGCCCCAAUUUGUGUAUAAAACGUUAAUCAUGGAAACAUAUAUGCGACUUCAAAUUUAGGCGAUAGCUUCAUGAAUAUGCAAUUCAUUUGCUUGUUUUGUACAUACCUAAUUAAUCAAGAAUGACCUCUUGUAAUCUUGCAGUCCCGUCUUCAGCGUAAUGCAGAAUGCAUGCAAUUGGUCACAUUUCGUUAACAAUGGAAGCCUAAAAAAGUAAACAUUUAAAGGAUCCAGGAAAUGAAUUUUUCUUAGAAUUA
This is a messenger RNA of Acanthaster planci (crown-of-thorns starfish), 4856 nucleotides long. Its product is annotated as nuclear pore complex protein Nup214-like. The record is from RefSeq and is a predicted model, not a curated record. Lineage: Eukaryota; Metazoa; Echinodermata; Asteroidea; Valvatida; Acanthasteridae.